AUCCAGUUAAUUCUGACUCCUGACUGCGCAUGCGCCAAAUCAGGACAUUGGGACUAACGGUGUACGGAGUACGCAUUUGGGUAGAACGGGUCCAGUUUCCCUCUUUGAAAAGCUGCAGGAAUCAUGGGAGCCGGUGAGUCUUUUUAUAGUCUUUAUUUCUGCCAGAGACUGUGUGAUAUUUUCAAGGAUGCCGAUUUGUGUUUCUUAACGUUGCCAAGAUAUGUAGUGGGUGUGUAUGCUGAGCCAGCUUGUGAUCUCAUGGAUGUCACGUAAAGGUGAUGCAUCUUUCUGUCAGUAAUUUUCCAUUAGUAUUAGUCACAGAUUGUCAACAGCGGUCUUGACCUAAAUAGUGCUUCUAAUAUUUAAUCCAUGCCUAAUCAGAUAAUUAUGCAUCACAAUAUAGCAUCUGUUUUAUUUCUCCCACUCUCAAUGCUGAGGAACAGUAGGCUACUCUUUCACAAGCUUCCCUGUGCCUGGGAGGAACCGGCAUUUCAAAGAAGUCACUUUGUCGGUCAUAGCCCCCCUCCUUGUUUCUGUGCUGUAUGCUUAUUUUUUGUAUCUCCGCCAGUGUUCCUGCCAGCAGAUGCCGCGCACUCGGUGCUGAGGAGACUCCCAAGAGCAAACUUCUUCUUGGAGGAGAUUAAACAAGGGAACAUCCAGCGAGAAUGCAGGGAGGAAAUCUGCAAUUAUGAAGAAGCCAGGGAGGCAUUUGAGAAUGACGAGAAAACUAGGCGAUUCUGGGAGGAGUACCAGCGUGAAAGUAGCCCCAGGCCUGGAGGACUGGAGUCCAUCGCCGGUGGCGUUCAUUCCCUGUAUCUGAUCUUACCCCUGCUGCUGGUUUUGCUGCUCAUUGCUGCAGUUUCCAUCACAGUUUGGAGAUGCCACUCACGCAAAAGAUCCCAGCAGAGUCCUGCCAUUGGGCACCCACAAAGAGACACAACCCUAUCAGUGGUGUCAAUGGACCAGUGGGGUCGGGACUACCAUCCUGACAUCAGUCCUCACUCGGAGAUCAGUGCCCACAGUAGCCCCGCCUACCCAGGCACUGACCUCACACCUGGGCGGGGCAGUCGGGGUGACCCGCCCCCUUCAUACGAGGAAGCUGUGGGCCAUACAGAUAUACAGAUUGAAGCAGAGCCUCCACCACAAUAUGAAGACAUCAUCAGUAACCACGGUAACACGGUUAUCAUCUCCCAGGGAAAGUGACGUAUCUUCCAGGCAUGUUAUCCAGCCUCAUGUAGGGAUGCAUUUUGAUACCAGUACUGUAAACCCUGUCAUUCCUUACUCGCUGUGUCUCUCUUCUCUUUUAUAGCUAAUGUUUUUGCGGGAUGUGAACAUGCUUUGGCCGUUUAUUUUUAAGUACUAGAAGUAUUUUUUUACAACUUCACUACUGCAAUGACAGGCUUUUCAACUCCAACACUAGCAAAACAGCUAAACUUCUUUACUUAAUGUGAAGAGAAAACAACUUAUGCAAUAACAUUAUUCUUAGUACCGUUACGUUGUUAAACAUUGAAUUGCUUUGAUUUCAGAGAUGUUCGUAGAACUCAUAACAGCAUGAAUCCUAAUCCUAGCCCAAAUCCAAUGACAAAGUACUGUAAUGUCAUUAGCCAUUCUUCCAAGUUAGUAAGUCCUAUGAGUGUCAGAACAUCUUAGAAAUGAACUGAAUAUUUGGUCAGUUGUGGCCUCUCAUGGGACAACUAAAUAAUAAACUAAAUAAUCAGUUUCAGAGGAAAAAAUGCACAAUAUUUUCAGGAAGUUGUACAUUUUAAUGUUUACUGACAUUCUGUACUUCAAGGUUCAUUGUAACCUUUAUCAAUAGCCAUCUAAGCUUAGGCUAUCUGUAUAGAAUUGCAUAGACGUCACUAUGCACUGGACUCACAGCCUCAAUGAAAUAUUGAUAUUGGGUUGAUUUUUCUUUUCCACUAGUUGAGGUGUUAAACACUGUGUGUGUUAAAUUUGGUUAGCAUGUUGGAAACAUUUCAGCUAAAUGGAUAACCUGUUAACAGUGUGAAUUUGCUGAUAAUACAUUGCUGAUAACAUUGACCAAACAAAUUCAAUCCUGAUUUUAUGUA
Molecule: messenger RNA, 2069 nt
Organism: Sinocyclocheilus rhinocerous
Lineage: Eukaryota; Metazoa; Chordata; Actinopteri; Cypriniformes; Cyprinidae
Product: transmembrane gamma-carboxyglutamic acid protein 1-like
Exons: 3
Coding region: 370-1203 (277 amino acids)
Cellular component (GO): extracellular region
Molecular function (GO): calcium ion binding
Source: RefSeq, a predicted model, not a curated record